Messenger RNA from Anolis carolinensis (green anole), 1190 nucleotides. Its product is annotated as piezo-type mechanosensitive ion channel component 2. Lineage: Eukaryota; Metazoa; Chordata; Lepidosauria; Squamata; Anolidae. The record is from RefSeq and is a predicted model, not a curated record. The transcript is spliced from 8 exons. Gene Ontology annotation, cellular component: membrane. Gene Ontology annotation, molecular function: mechanosensitive monoatomic ion channel activity. Bases 1 to 1080 code for a protein of 359 amino acids.
AUGAAAGGGUCUACUGGGCAGCUGCUUAGAGCAAUCAGCUGUACUAGCUUCAUCUUCUUCGCAGUCCAAAUGGCUUUUCAAAUUGCAUUCUACUACCUGCCACCUAACGAUUUCUUAUGGGAGGAAGUGCUGAGCCACAUUGGUUUUCUACGGUUUAGCCGUCUCAGUGCUGGAAACAUCAUACGUCUUUUGUCCCCUGAUGUUGGAAUAUUUGUUAUAAGCCUCACAGUCACACAGCUUUGCAAAAAGAUGGUGAAACACCAGAAGCAGAAACUGCAACAUCAUUCCAGAAGCCAAGAUCUUUUCUGUUAUGAUCAGGAAAGAGACAUGGUGGUGGGAGAUGAAGAAGAGGUGGAAGAAGAAUGGGAGGAGGAAGAGGAGGAAGAGGAAUUUGAAACAGAAACGGAAGACUCUGAGGGUGAAGAAAUUAAUGGAUCACUUGGAAAAGACAAUCUGAGAAACAGCCAGCCAGGCUUCUUUCAGAAAAUCACAUUGUUCCUAGUUGGCUUGAAGAUCCUCUGUGAAAGUCUAUUCAAUGCUGCUGGCAAAGUGGUGGCUGUGCUUCUGCUGGGACUAGCAGGUAUUAUCCAACCUUCUGCGACAUCUGCCGUCUAUUUCUCCAUCUUCAUGGGUUUAUGUUCCUGGUGGUCUUGCCAUCGCCCAAUCAGCCCAGUUGCCUUUAACAGUUUGUGUGUUUUGGUUGCAGUAUUCAGUGCCGGACACUUGACUUCUCUUUAUCUGUACCAGCUGCCUUAUGUUCAGUACCUUGUUCCCCCUGAGGAUAUUUACGUCAGAGUCUUGGGCUUUGUACCACUCCUCAAGACAAAUGUAACAGUGCCUUGGAAGCUUCAAGUCCAUUCCCAACUAAACUGGCCACCAGCUUUGAAUCCUUUUGCACUUCUUGCUCUGUACUAUACACUGGUCACAUUGCUCCAGCAGUGGGCACUGCCUGCUAAGGAAAGAAAGGAAGAGGCCAACCAGAUGCAAACCGAUGAGUACAUAGAAGUGAAAAUGGGUAGUGAACUCUGGGUGACUUCAAAUGAAACUGACAAGGUAAGGCACUUUGUCAUGGGCAUCUGAUGUGUCAUGCAAGUUACUUGUGAUGAUCAGUACAGCAUGUUCAUGGAAUGACUUGUAUUCAAGGAUACAAGGACAUCUCUGAAAUCUCUGGGAUGGGAUGACCACUUGAA